Messenger RNA from Penicillium paradoxum, 1428 nucleotides. Its product is annotated as amidase. NCBI's taxonomy places the organism in Eukaryota, Fungi, Ascomycota, Eurotiomycetes, Eurotiales, Aspergillaceae. The coding region runs from base 1 to 1428 and encodes 475 amino acids. The record is from RefSeq and is a predicted model, not a curated record. The transcript is spliced from 3 exons.
AUGAUGCCCUCCCUCGCAUGGCAUGCGGAAGAGAUGACAAUCAUCGAAUUCCAUAAGCUACUCCGCAUAGAUCCCUCUAUCGGCCCAGAACUGGUCAAAAGAUAUCUGGAGGCAAUCGCACAGCACGACGGGACCCUCAAAGCCCUCAUCACAAUAAACAGCGAUGCCAUAAAGAUCGCCAGAGACAAGGCCAUCGAAACAAGCGCUUUCAAUAAGAGAGACAAGCCAUUCCCUCUUUUGCACAGCGUCCCGAUAAUCCUUAAGGACAACCUCAGUACAUCAGAUUUACCAACAAGUGCAGGCGUGAAAGCCCUACAGAACCUUUACACGAAAGAUGACAGCGAAGUUGUAUCACGUCUACGCGCCGCAGGCGCCAUCAUCCUGGCCAAAUCCAACCUCCACGAAUUUGCUCUGCAGGGAAUAAGCCUAUCUUCGCUGGGCGGGCAAACUCUGAACCCAUACGAUCUAACCCGCACACCGGGGGAUCCUCAGGCGGGACAGGCGCAGCGCUGGCCGCGAACUUCGGCCUUGCCGGAUGAUACGGCGGGGCCGAUGGGGAGAAGCGUUGGGGAUGUGAGGGCCUUGUAUCGUGUAAUGAAGGAGCCAGUUGGGGCGAGCGAGGGAUUGGUGGAAGAUGUAUCUGCCACGAAACGUCAACCCGGUCGUCAAAUCCGAAUUGGAGUCUUGGAGGCAUAUUUCCAGCCCGAGAUACAUGGUGAUAUCGGUGCAAACACGGAGACCGAGUAUCUCACCGAGAAUCAGACAGUGCAGGACAUUGUCCGGACGAGUCUGAGCUUGAUACAACAACGGGAGGAGGAUAUCGUCUUGGUGUCCAUCCCCCCAUCCAGUCACCCAGACUGGAGUUCGGAAACUCUCCUCAUCAAGGCAGACACGCAGGCUUUCGAGUUCAAAGACUGUCUCAACGAAUUCUUACAGUUGCCUCUGAUCUCAUCCACACCACACCGGACACUUGGAUCUAUUGCUCAGAGCGGCGAGUUUGAUCCAACAGCUAUGACAGAUGUCUUUUUUGCGUCGCUGAGAGACCCUGAAACUUUCUCGACGACAAGCGAGGCAUAUCGAAGUCGGCUGGAGCAUAUCACAAUCCUCAAAGAGUCUGUAAGGCAAUGUUUCGAUGAUUUCGAUAUUGAUGCACUGGUGUAUCCGCACCAGAGACAGCUUCCCGUCAAGAUUGGUGCGAAGAAGCAGUCUGGACGCAAUGGCAUUCUGGCCGCGUUGACGGGGAGGCCUGCUAUUUGUAUUCCUGCUGGAUGGAGCCCUCGGACGGAAUCUGCUGUGCUAGGCCUUCCUGUUGGGAUGGAGCUGAUGGGCCGUCGUUGGAAAGAUGAUGAACUGUUGGAUCUUGCAGAGCGGAUCGAGAGCGUUCUGAAAGGUAGGAGAGAACCUGCUUUAAUCUGGGGGAGUCGAUAG